Paramecium octaurelia is the source of this 582-nucleotide messenger RNA. Lineage: Eukaryota; Ciliophora; Oligohymenophorea; Peniculida; Parameciidae. The record is from the annotation of a GenBank genome assembly.
AUGUAAGAACCUCCUUUGGGAUUGUUGAGUCAAGGAACAACUAUAUACUUAAAAAGGAGAUUAAGUAUUCGUUUCAAUUAUCUUCUGAGAUCAAAACGUAGAACUUCUAAAUUUCCAUCUAAAUAUCUUUAAGGGUGGGGGAGAUAACUGAAUGGUGCAAGUAAGAGCACAUUCAAGAAUUAAAAUUUAUUUAAAUGGUAUAUAGUGAUUGAUAUUGCUUUGUUUAUUAAGAGAUUAAGAAAAUUAAGAAAUAGAAAAUACUUAUCUAGAAUAAAUGUAUAAAAUAAAAAAUCCGAUAUGUAAAUAAAAGCAGCUAUGUUUGCAAUAACAUUAUCAAUAUUGUUAUUACCACUUUUAUACGUUUUCAACAUUGGUUUGAAGUCAUAUCAAUAUAUCAAUAUUUAUAUCAGUUGUUGUCUCUGUUAUUAGGGAGUGCUGAGAUUCAUAUUGUUUUUCACUCUGCCAGCAUAUGUUAUUUUGAUAGUAAUGGCAAUCAUUUUUGCAGCUGUAGAAUUACUUAGGUAAGUUCCGUUGUUGAUUUCAACAAAAUUGAGUGUCCAUUAAAUACUAUUUGGAAAAUGA